GACGCCUGGCUGGAAGCAGGCAGUCCUGCUUCCUGUGACCUUGGGUACUCUUAACAGGACAGGACCCCGGGGGACCCAGUGCACUACCUCCUUACCCACGCCUUUUCCCUUAAUCGCUCCUCCUCUGUCGCUUCUUCCCCGCCCUCUACUGCCCUAAACUGCUUCCUGGGCCGGAACUGUUUGGCUUUUUCCUGCCCCAGUUAGGGUUGGGGGUGGGGAGAGCGUCGCAGCCCUUGGCCUUCUGGGGCCAUGGAGCCCAGGGGACCGGUACCCGGGGUGCCUGGCUGCGGGCCUCGAGUGGCCACCGGGUCAGGGACGGCUGCGGAGCUCGUGUACCAUCUAGCGGGGGCCCUGGGCACGGAGCUGAAGGAGCUGGCGCGCCGCUUCGGGCCGGAGGCGGCGGCCAGGCUAGUGCCGCUCGUGGUUCGGGCGCUGGAGCUCCUGGAAAAGGCUGCGGUGGGGCCCGACCCCGACUCACUGCAGGUGUCAGCGCAGCAGGCCGAACUGGAGCUGCGGCGGCUGCGCGAGGAGAACGAGCACCUCCGCAGACAGCUGCGCUCUGGGCCACAGGAGGAGCGCGCUCUUCUGCGGCAGCUCAAGGAGGUGACCGACCGCCAGCGAGAUGAGCUCCGGGCGCACAACCGCGACCUGCUGCAGCGCAGCCAGGAGACCGAGGCGCUUCAGGAGCAGCUGCAGCGCCUCCUGCUGGUGAAUUCAGAGCUGAGGCACAAACUGGCCGCGGUGCAAACCCAGCUGCGUGCCGCGAGGGACCGCGAGAGUGAGCGGGAGCUACAGCGCCAAGGGGCAGUGGCACUGGCUCGAGAGCCGGCGCAGGACCGGGCCAAGGGGACCGGGUAUGAGCAGAGGCAGGAGCCGGAGCGGGCACCCGCUGACGCGGGAGCCCCAGGGAGCCCUGAGGACCUGGUCUCCCUGGCAGUCACUUGCCCUAGCACUCCUGUGAUGGCCUGGGGACAGGGGACACCGGCAGAGGCGCGCCCACCGACCAAGCCUGUCCUUCAGCCAGGGCGCCCCUCCAAGGUAGGACAGUGCAGCUUCAGUCGAGAGGAACUUGAGCAGAUCCUUCAGGAGAGGAAUGAACUCAAAGCCAAUGUGUUCCUGCUGAAGGAGGAGCUGGCCUACUUCCAGAGGGAGCUGCUCACAGACCACCGGGUGCCCGGGCUUCUGGUUGAAGCCAUGAAGGUGGCUGUCAAGAAGCAGCGGAAGAAGAUCAAGGCCAAGAUGUUAGGGAUUCCAGAGGAAGCAGAGAGCAGUGACGAUGAAGACAGCUCAUGGCUCCUACUCUCCAGUGAUAAGGAAGCCCACUCUCCACCCAUUGAGUCCCGAAUACAGAGUUUGUUUGGCCUGUCCUAUCGAGGUGAAACAGAGGCCCCUGAAGCCCAGACCAGCAGCAUGGCCCCCAGGAAGCUAGGGGGAGAAGAGGAGGCAGCCCCACAGUCCUCAGCUCCUGACCAGCCUUGCUCUGCACUCGAUGAACAUCUUUGUCUGGGGAGGCCUCGGCUGCCCCAGAGACCUGACUCUGGAAUCCGGCCAUGGGUAGAUGUGUGGCCUCCAGUAAGGGCAGGGCUCCCCCCUUUUCCAAUCCUGGCCUGAGCCAGGGCACGAUGAAGAGCUCAGCCUUCCUUCCUUCCCUGUAUCUCUGUGCCAAGCCUCCGGGGUCAGAUAAAAGCGCUUCCUCCCCGAGUCUCCAUUUUCCCAUUCAUGAAAUGGAGAGCUGACUACCUACCUCCCCAGGGUUUAUGCGAACGGCCUAAGCCAAUGUAAUAAAGCCGCUGCCCACGAUACCCAGAA
Molecule: messenger RNA, 1809 nt
Organism: Hyaena hyaena (striped hyena)
Lineage: Eukaryota; Metazoa; Chordata; Mammalia; Carnivora; Hyaenidae
Gene: RILP
Product: Rab interacting lysosomal protein
Exons: 9
Coding region: 250-1611 (453 amino acids)
Biological process (GO): cilium assembly
Cellular component (GO): cytoplasm; ciliary basal body
Molecular function (GO): protein dimerization activity
Source: RefSeq, a predicted model, not a curated record